AUGCCAGCACCAGUUUACCGCUUCGCCCUGCUGGCCAUCAGGCAGAUGUCUAAGCCGAUGGUUAGUCGUACCGUGAAAAAAGCCCAACACGGGGCGAGUAUCACACGAACAGUCUGCCUUCGACUUGGACACUUGUCUGCAGCCAUUUCCUCUGUCAUGGCGAGGUGGCAUGUGGAGGAAAAACACAAACCAAGUCCAGUCAACUCGUCGAAGCAAGACAGUGCCACCGGAGAAGGCUCCACAUCGACAUUUGGAAAAUCAAAAGAGGACCGAGCGGUCACGGUGGCGCCGCGAGUGCGGUCAUUGCUUGGUUCCACACCUUCGAGCAGAGGUGGAAGGAGUCGUAGCGGUCGAAUUUUCUUUUCAUCGCGGCCCAUGAGAACGGUGUGGCAAACUUUUAGGGAAGGUUACUCCGCUUCCUUGUCGGAGGAACACCUUGUAGCCGCAGGAGCUGAGCUCCUCAUUGAGUUGCUGGUGUAUUUCAUUCUUGCGUUUGUGUUGUAUGCUGAAAUUACCUCGAGCGCAAAGGCCUCUGAGGCGAAGGAAAGACGCCUACUGCAGCGAAUUGACGCCUUGGAACAAAAGGUGAAUGAACUGGUUGAGGCCAACAAACACAUGGAUUUGGCAGCGCUUGAGGUUGCGGUGCAUGUAGAGGAGCCCCGGGGUCUCCGUUGGGUUUGCCAUAAGUUUAAUGAUGUUGCAAAAAAGGCACUUGGAACAUAG
Trypanosoma brucei brucei TREU927 is the source of this 723-nucleotide messenger RNA. RefSeq lists its product as hypothetical. Lineage: Eukaryota; Euglenozoa; Kinetoplastea; Trypanosomatida; Trypanosomatidae. Bases 1 to 723 code for a protein of 240 amino acids. The record is from RefSeq and is a predicted model, not a curated record. Gene Ontology annotation, cellular component: mitochondrion. Gene Ontology annotation, biological process: regulation of lipid metabolic process. The transcript has a single exon.